Leishmania braziliensis MHOM/BR/75/M2904 is the source of this 987-nucleotide messenger RNA. RefSeq lists its product as hypothetical. The coding region runs from base 1 to 987 and encodes 328 amino acids. NCBI's taxonomy places the organism in Eukaryota, Euglenozoa, Kinetoplastea, Trypanosomatida, Trypanosomatidae. The record is from RefSeq and is a predicted model, not a curated record. The transcript has a single exon.
AUGGCCACCGCUGUAUCCCCCAACACUCUCGUCCCCCCGCGAGCACUGCGGGCCGGUUCAACGUCCAGCUACCGUCAUAACCCCUACGCAUUCACCCUUCUCCAGGAGAAGGACCGCGAAAGGGCCGCAGAGUCGUUUCGUUACAUCUACAGUAUCCUGACAGAGGAGGGCAGGAGCUCGCCCAUUCUGCAGCAGCGAGGGAAGAGGACGAGCAAGGGCGCCGCCGAGAAGAAUAGCGGUGGCAAGCAAUGCCUCGGCUGCCCUAGCUGGCAAAUGCAGCAGCUAGAUGCGCUGUAUGUCAAGAGCGGUGCCGCGGCAGAUAGCAGUAAUGAUGAUGGCGUGAGCGAGACAAGUAGCGACACUGGCAGUCACUAUACAAAGGAAAUGUUCGCGACAACCUGCUCUGGGUUUUCUGUCACCGGCACGCACUUGCACCCCGUUGCCUCCUCUUCCGCCGCUGCUGUCCCCGCUGCCGCACCGUCUGUGAUCCGCUACGCUUCGGUGAACUUCCGCUUCGGCUCCGCCUGGUUCGUCGCUCCUUUCCGCACGUUCACUGGUGACAUGGUCGUGGUGCAGUACCCGGGCAAUAACGGUUUGCAUAUAGGUCUCGUCAGCGCCAUCACCACUGCCAAGCCGAUCACCUUCUAUACUGAGGACAAUAUGGACCCGAACUACCUCUCUCCUGAGGAACUGCAGACCGUACCGCGACUGUUGCGCCACGCGCGCGACUUUGACAAGGAAACCAAAUUGGAGCUCCGCAAACACGAUUUGAGCGCACUCGCGAACGCGAGGAAGGUAGCGGCCGAGCUUGGUGCCCUUGUCCAGUUCCUCGAUGCGGAGUGGCUACUCGACCUGCGUGCCGUGACGUUCCUUGUGAAGGUAUUUGGUAACCCGGAGCUGGCGGAUAAGCUGGUGGACGAACUGGCGAUGCAGGAGGGUGCUGAGGUCGUCUUUACCUACCCGGUUUCGACGGCGACAAUGUACUAA